CUCCUCUCUCCGGUCCAAAUUCCGAUCGCCGCCGCCAACUACCUCUCCGACCUCCGUCAAGCCAUCUCCAAUUCUCACAUGAUUCCCUUUCCUCUCCAACUUUGAUGCGACGAUCGAAUGCACGAAAUCGGGUGGCCUCAGAUUCCAACAGCGACAAUAACAGCAAAAAGAUGAUGGAUCCGGCAAUGAAGCUCCAGCUCCGUUCCGCAACCACCACCACAACCUCCUCCCCCAGCCGCCCCAGCCUCUUCCCCCGCCACAUCCCCAAACCCUCCACAACCACCACCUCAAAAUCACGAUUCGCCUGCAUCGCAACCCUUCUUUUAACCCUCCUCUUGCUCCUUACCUACAAAAUCAUUUCCUCAAAAUCAUCACCAUCAUCUUCUUAUUCCUCUUCCCACCAACGGGUACGCUAUGGUAUAAUCAUAGACGGUGGGAGCACGGGUACGCGGAUCCACGUGUUGCGUAGUGGUGGCGGCGGCGGUAUUAAGGAGAGGGAGUUGUUGGAUUUGGGGUCGAUGAGGGUGAACCCUGGGUUGUCGUCGUUCGCGAAGGAUCCAGAAGGUGCGGGGAGGUCCAUUUCGGAGCUUGUGGAGUUCGGGAAGGGGAAGGUUCCCAGGGAGAAGUGGGCCCACACCGAGAUUAGGCUCAUGGCCACCGCUGGGAUGAGGUUGUUGGGCCCUGAGGCCCAAGGGAGGAUACUGGAGGCUUGUAGGAAAAUGGUAAAUUUUAAGUUUUCUCAGUGUGUAUUCUUGAUCAAUGGAAUGAUAUGUUCUUUUGACUUAUUCUAUUUUGGAUACAUAGGCUCUGAUGAAGGAAUCUAUGCUUGGGUUGUUGCUAAUUAUGCACUUGGCACUCUUGGAGGUGAUCCCUUGGAUACAACUGGGAUUAUUGAACUUGGUGGGGCAUCUGCUCAGGUGACCUUUGUAUCUAGAGAACUGACACAAUCUGGGUCCUCACACAUUGUUAAAUUUGGGAACACCACUUACAAUCUUUACAGCCACAGCUUUCUACAUUAUGGCCUGAAUGUUGCUCAUGACUCAUGGAGAGAAGCACUUGUAACAAAAAAUUUUAACAUGGCUUCUCAAUCUCUUCAGGAGGGGUUGCGAAUAGAUCCUUGUACUCCUACUGGGUACUUGCAUAAUGUUGAGUCAUGGAAGUUCUCUCCUAGCUCAGGGAGUGAUCAAAGCCAAUAUCAGCCAACUGUUCAAACGAAAGGGAACUUUUCAGAGUGCAGAUCUGCAGCAUUGAUGCUAUUACAAAGAGGAAAAGAUAAGUGUACCCAUCAGCAUUGUGACUUAGGAUCAAAUUUCAUACCUCACCUUCAAGGGAGAUUCUUGGCCACAGAAAAUUUCUUUCACACCUCAAAGUUUUUUGGAUUGGGGUCAAAGGCAUAUCUGUCCGAGUUGAUGAGUGCUGGGCAAAAUUACUGUGGGGAGGAUUGGUUAAGGCUAAAGAAAAAAUACAUUUCUCAUGAUGAGGAAGAUUUACUUCGAUAUUGCUUCUCUUCAGCAUACAUUGUUGCUAUGCUUCAUGACAGUCUUGGCAUUGCUUUGAAUGAUGAAAGGAUCAAGGUUGCUAAUAAGGUUGGAGAUAUUCCCCUUGAUUGGGCUUUGGGAGCUUUUAUUCUCCAAACCACCACUGCCACUGAUGCAGACGUACAGAACAAUCAUAGCUGGGGUGCCACCAUUUUCAGUGAUGAAUCACCUACUCUCCUCUCAGUAAUUGGAAUUUUUAUAAUACUGCUGUUAACAGCUUGGUCAAUAUCCAGGUGGAGGAAACCUCAGUUGAAGACAAUUUACGAUCUAGAAAAAGGGAGAUAUAUAAUUACGCGAGUUGGUAGAUAAUACAUAAUAUAGUAGACCAGAUCCAUGCUUCUGGUUGGCAUAUGUGGAGUGACAUUUAUCACCUUGUGGCCAUAUCACGACUCACUUUGAGUGAGACUGAGAUUGUACAUCAUUGGAUUUUGGAUUUUGGAUUUGGAUGCAGCAUAGUGGAGAGA
Molecule: messenger RNA, 2002 nt
Organism: Arachis ipaensis
Lineage: Eukaryota; Viridiplantae; Streptophyta; Magnoliopsida; Fabales; Fabaceae
Source: RefSeq, a predicted model, not a curated record